UUUGUGAUUGAGGGCUGUAGGCUGUACUUGUCUGGUUUCCUACAUGUUGGGAUUGCGGUACCUGUCCUUUGCUUACCAGGACCUUGAAGAGAUCCCCUACAGCUCAAUACUCCAGCACCAAGACACCCUGGAAGUACUGGACCUGAGCUACAAUCUCCUGGAGGACCCAGCUCUACUGGGAGAGCUGGAGAAGCUCACCACGUUGAUUCUGGACUGCAACAACUACACGUCACAUGUGAAAUUCCCAUUCAUGCCCAGUGUCACGACGGUGUGGGUAAACAAAAACAAAAUAAAAAACCUGCCCACAUUUGUCGAAGAAGUAAGAAGGAAGUUCCCUAACAUCAGAAUUCUCAGUAUGAUGAACAAUGAAGCUGCACCAAGUUAUUUUAAUGGAAGGAGUCUGCAUCAGUCAUCUGAUAACAGACAGUAUGUUAUCAGCCAGAUCCCAGGUUUGGAGGUCCUGGAUGAUAAGGAAGUUUUGGAAGAGGAGCGCGUUGAAGCUCAAAAGGUAUAUAAGCUCCAGAGGUCAAGUGUGUCCAAGAAGAAAAAGGACAUAAGAAAAUAACCCCACUUGAGGCUGAUCUUCGCAAUCUUCCUACUUCAUACAUUACACUGCCCUGCAGCCUGCAGCAGCCAUACAAAAGUCUGGGCACACCAGUAUGUAUAAAUAGUAAUGGCACCUUGUUUGUUACGUGCAACCCCUUUGCUGUAUUGUGCUCUAAAAAAUUUAUUUGAGACCUAGCCUAGCAGAGUAUUAAUUGAUCAAACCAACCCUUUACAGCUGUAAACUUUUAACAGCUCUUGCAUGCUUUUAAAAAAAGGAGGUUAUUUUGCACAAUCUAUUUAUUCAUUCCUUUCUUUUCCCUGUUUUCCUUAAUUUAUCUACCAAAAGUUUGGCUUUAGAUAUGACGUUAAAACAAGUAUCGACUUGGA
Polyodon spathula (Mississippi paddlefish) is the source of this 933-nucleotide messenger RNA. RefSeq lists its product as uncharacterized. The transcript is spliced from 4 exons. The record is from RefSeq and is a predicted model, not a curated record. Gene Ontology annotation, molecular function: protein binding. NCBI's taxonomy places the organism in Eukaryota, Metazoa, Chordata, Actinopteri, Acipenseriformes, Polyodontidae. The coding region runs from base 44 to 565 and encodes 173 amino acids.